AUGGCUUUUGAUAAAAACAAGGACGAUAAUUCCAACGACGAAUUGAGUUUUCUUCCCAAAACCAUUUCCGACGUUCUGAACAAAGCCUCGUCGAUUUCGGAAUUUUCCGACCAAUCAUCACCGGAGAUGGAAUUUUCCGUCCGCUCGUUGGAAGACGAGAUGAAGAAAGUCGACGCUUUCAAGCACGAGCUUCCUCUGUGCAUGCAGCUUUUGAAACAUGGAAUUGAGAGGUUGAAGAGUGCAGAAUCCACGCUGUCCAAGACCAGUAGUAAUUCGGAAGGAAACGAAAGGGCAAAAAUGUCAAUAGACUUGAGCGAGAAGAGGAGCUGGAUGAGCUCCGUCCAGCUGUGGACCCCACCAGGCCUUCAGUACGAAAACAGCUUCUUCACCACCCAAAAUCAAGAUUCCUUUUCCCCCCUAAAACCCAGGAAAUGCAAACAUGAGGAAAGCAGCAGGUUUCUCAGGAACAGAGAAGGAGGGGCAUUUUCGCCAUUUAAGAAAAACCCGGGUUUGCUCGAACAGCACAAGAAACGGAGGCGCUGCUGGUCGCCCGAGCUGCACAGGCUAUUCGUGUAUGCCCUGCAGAAUCUCGGUGGAGCCGAGGUGGCUACACCAAAGCAAAUUCGAGAGCAUAUGAAAGUGGAGGACCUUACAAAUGAUGAAGUGAAAAGCCAUUUGCAGGAUUCACGUCAGAAGAUUUUCGAGUGCAUCGCCUAA
This is a messenger RNA of Striga hermonthica, 717 nucleotides long. The record is from the annotation of a GenBank genome assembly. Lineage: Eukaryota; Viridiplantae; Streptophyta; Magnoliopsida; Lamiales; Orobanchaceae.